CGGUAGUUCCCCUUUACUUCAAGAAGAGCACUAUUACAUAGAUUCGAUCACAACUGAACACUUGGCCAUCGCAUGUUUAUUCAAAACUGGUCUUUUUAUUGUUAUAGUUUCCCCCACUUUGUGGCGAAAUUCAUACUUAAAUUUUCGAAAGUAACCUCAAAUCCGAGGAUGGAUAGUGCUCACCUAACUGAGGACGAAAUGGCUGAAAUAAAGAAGGAAGCCAUAGAGAGGUUGCGGCCAUACCUUGUUGAUAAGAUAAUUGCUGAGCGACACUUCGAUUACUUGCGUUCUAAGAAAAUCCUGACCAGAGAAGAUACAGAGGAGAUCAGCUGCAGGACCACAAGAGGGAGACGCACCAGCAAGCUGCUUGACAUCCUUGCAGAAAACCCCCGGGGUUUAGACAUGCUCAUUGAGUCCAUUAAAUGGGGCAGAACACUUAACUUCAUCAUAGCAAAGAUCACAGAUGAAGUGCAGCGUGUGAAAAACGAACGAGUGGAGGCUCUAAAAGCAGGGUCCUCAGCCAGCUCAGGAUACUCCUGCACAAAGGGAGCCACCAAUGAUCUCUCCAGGAUGGAGUACAACUAUGACAAGUAUUCCACUAUGUGUUAUCACCCUGAUGGGGAAGGAAGUCCGUCCACCUCUGUCGCUACAGAAUCCUUUAACAUGCGCUACGGAUCAGGCAAAGUGAAUGAAGCUCUGUCACCCUGUGGAGGUACUGGCAGCAUGAAUGUGCCAACCACAACAUCAUCAAGCUUGCCCAAACCUGGUGACCCUGGAGCUCCAGCACUUCCCGAGGAGCUGGAGGAGGAGGUCCAGGACAACGAUGCCGGUGUUUGCGGGAGCACAGGAAGCAGCGGAGAUGCCAAUUUCCAGCCACUGCGCUCACGUUCUUUGUUUCCACAAAUACCAUAGCUUUAUACCACUAACAGUCUGUUUAUAUAUUUAAAUGUCACAAGUUAAAACGAUGUCAUGGAGUUUGUGACAAUGUUAAUAGACUGUCAGACUUGGGGAGUAGGGUUCCUUCAAGAUCCUUGAAAUUACAUGUAAAAUGGUAACAGCUGGUUGUUAAUUAACUACUUAAUAGAAAUGGGUAUUUUUGUCAUUUUGUUUGCUCGAGUACAGAACAGAGAAAUUUACUGAAAACUCUGGGGUGAAAUCACGAAGCAGUUGCACCACUCUGUGCUAUUUGAGUGAUAAGAUGAAUUAAAUUUUAACCAAAUGUUUGUGUACAUUAUAAUUUGAACAUGGCAGCAGUAAUUUAUCAAACAAUGAAGAAGAGCGUUAAAACCUGGCAUAUGUCCAGAUGCGCUGUGUAGUCAAGCGCACUUCCAGCAUGUUAAAGAGAUGAUUCAGGUGUCUGGAUCACCAUAGUGCAAUGGUGUUCUUCAGUCCUGGCAGAGUGUGUCUGAUGCACACGCUUGCAACGCUUUUUACCAGGUGCAAUUCAUUCUUUGUAAAUUCCACACUCAGUUGUCCCAGUUGAGCACUCUUUUUACAUUUUUGUCAGACAAACAUAUUACAUUUUUGGCCACGUAUUGCUACGUGGUUCUAAGUGCCUUGCACCGUGGUUAUGGCAUUUUUAAGUUUACAAUAGUUCUUGUAAACAAACUUUUCAAAACACAUCUUCAGGCCCUGUUCAUUUCAGAAAGCUGUUGCUGCCCUGGACUGAAAGUCAUCAUGUUGUGUUAUAAUGUAAAUUGCUGCCUGGCCAAAUGGAAGCCCCCAAAUUGAUAACAUAAAUGAUCCCAACAUUAAAAAAUUAAAUGUUACAAAUGUUACGUGCCUUUUUGGCACUUGCAUACAGUUGUUACUGGAUUUCGAUUGGUGUGAAAUGUUUGAACCUAAAAAAAAAAAAGAAUACUUUUAAUGUUUUUUCUCCCCAAUUUGGAAUGCCCAAUUCCCAAUGCGUUCUAGGCCCUCGUGGUGGUGGACAAAUCUCAGUUGCCUCUGCGUCUGAGACCAUCAAUCCGCGCAUUUUAUUACGUGGCUUGUUGAGCAUGCUAUUCUCCGCGGCAUCCAUGCACAACUCACUACCACAUUAUAGCAACCACAAGGACAUGCCUUACCCCAUGUGACUCUACCCUCCCCUCCCUAGUAACCAGGCCAAUAUGGUUGCUUAGGAGACCUGGCUAGAGUCACUCAGCAUGCCCUGGAUUCGAACUCGCGACUCCAGGGGUGGUAGUCAGCGUUAAUACUCACUGAGCUCCCCAGGCCCCCUAGAUUGAUAAUUUGUAAGUAACGUGGUACGUGUGCUCAUCCUUAUUAUUUAACGACUGGUUAAUCGUAGAACCAAUCCAGGAUGAUCUGAGGUAUGUUAGAGUUGCACAAAAGUAUUAUUCCUUUGAAGUUGGGUGCACACUGUACUAUUUUUAUGGUCCUUAACGAUUGUUGCUUGUCAGACUGUAAGAUAUGAUCCCAGUGAGAUCUUUGGCACACUCUGCGACAUUGUGUCAGACUGCAUGAUACACAUUGUAGCCAAAACCUUUGUCCCAAUCGAUAGCGUUUAAGGCCCCUGCACACUUCCUACGAAAUCGAAGAAUGAACGGGUGAGACGUAAUUUAGAACAAAAUCUGGCCAAAAAGUAGUUUUUUUUUUUAAUUUUUUCUUUAUUUAUAACAUUUUUAGGUGGUUCAGCACAGCUCACCAGAGCGAACUUUCAGGAAAACUUCUUACCAGCUGCUAAACACCUUCUUACUGCCAUUGGUCCACAUUUACAUUUAUGCAUUUGGCAGACGCUUUUAUCCAAAGCGACUUACAGUGCUCUUAUUACAGGGACAAUCCCCCCGGAGCAACCUGGAGUUAAGUGUCUUGCUCAAGGACACAAUGGUGGUGACUGUGGGGAUUGAAACAGUGACCUUCUGAUUACCGGCUAUGUGCUUUAGCCCACUACGCCACCACCACUCCAUUAGAUGUGACCCGGAGUUCCACCUACUUUGAUGCCGACAGCUAAUUCCCUUUCAUUCAGUUGAUAUGUCAACAUGAACACACCAGCAUGUACAGUUAUUAGCAAACUGGUGCAAAUUUACCUACAUCUGUUCAUGUAGAGAAAUUUUCCAUGAACAUGUCAUGUGAUUUUUUUUUUCUCAAAUACUCAAAGAAAAACUCAAAUACUCUUAAAUACUCAUUCACUCAUGUGCCAUCUGCAGCUAGAAGCCAGUCACACGUCUGCCCAAUGUAAAGUGUUCAUGUCAUUAUUCUUUUGUCUGUAUUCUCCCCAUUAACACCCAUCUUUGCAGUAGUGUCAGUGUCAUCAUAAACUACAAUAACAGUGUAAUCUGCCCAUAUUAUGGCCGUGUGUUAGCGCAUUAUUGCCUGAAUGCCAAAAGUAAAAAUUACAAACAUGUCAAAAGACGGUGAACGUGUUGCACUAAGUAAUUAAAGACUGACAAUUCUGCCCUAUCACAAGAAGAAUAGUUUACAAUCCCCAAAAUAAGUCUCAUAUGGCAAAAUCCUGGCCAAAUAGUUCAACUUUUAAAAACCCUGCUCCAUUCAGAACGCUGUUGCUGCUGUACUGUUAUGAAGUAAAUUGCUUUCCGGCCAAUCGGUUUUGCCGAAAAUGCUGACAAAAUUGUGGCCAAAAUUAUACCGUGUGAACGACUCAUGUCAGCAUUGGUUUCAUUUAUAUCUUACAUUUUGUCUGACUUUUAUGUUUUUUUAAUGUUCAAAUUUUUAAAUAUCUUUUAUAUCUAAAUAUUUGUAUUUUUAUCUAAAAAAAAAAAAAUUGGGACUUCAGUGCGAAAUGGACGAAACUGUUCUCUUUAUUCUGCUGUUGAAAGAGGGUAUCACUGGCCACGUUCACACCAAAACAGAAUGUGCUUGUGUUUCUUGUUUUAUAAUCUUGAAUGUGGUUAUGUUUACACACAGUUUGGUAGUUAUGAGAGUAACCACUGCAUUCUGUAAUCAAACUGACACUCUUAAAUUUCCCUUUGUUAUGGAAGUCACCAUCUUUCAGUCACUGUCACUCUGGUUACACGUGUCAUUCAAGCUAUUGUGAGAAUAGAAUGCGGGCUUGACUUCAGAUAUUCGCUCAUGCAGACAAAAUUCAUGCCGCUACUGUUAUCUCUUGUAUGAACGGAACAUUUCUUGACUCACUCCUGUCAGUAAAUAUGGUUGUCAAUCUGAAAGUCUGACUGUGGUCAAUGUGAGAACAUUCAAAGUGUCAUUGUGCAAAUAAAAUAAAAAAAGGCAUAAAAGGAAAUGCAUAAGGAGCAUCGUUUACAAGGGAGUAAAUUAUUUUAUUUAUGGUAAUGUUUUACAUGCUUCACGUAAAGGCAAGUAGAGAUCCAUCAAGGGUCUUAUGGAAAUAUCAUGCUUCAUACUGCUAGCCAUGUGAACUUGAAAUAUUUAAAUAUCCUUUCAAAAGGUCCAUAUCCAUCAUCUGCAUAGGACCAUAACUGACAGAUUGAAUGAAAAAAAAAAUGACAUUUAUUUUUACACUGUUCCUAAAAGUGGUUGUUAAAUUUGUUUAGUUAUCCUACAAU
This is a messenger RNA of Xyrauchen texanus (razorback sucker), 4481 nucleotides long. Its product is annotated as B-cell lymphoma/leukemia 10-like. The record is from RefSeq and is a predicted model, not a curated record. The coding region runs from base 73 to 912 and encodes 279 amino acids. Gene Ontology annotation, biological process: canonical NF-kappaB signal transduction; adaptive immune response; positive regulation of extrinsic apoptotic signaling pathway. Gene Ontology annotation, molecular function: NF-kappaB binding; kinase activator activity; protein kinase B binding. Gene Ontology annotation, cellular component: CBM complex; cytosol. Lineage: Eukaryota; Metazoa; Chordata; Actinopteri; Cypriniformes; Catostomidae. The transcript has 3 exons.